AUGAUCUUGCCAGACGACUCGGCACCUAUCUCGCCCGCCAAGGCCCGCGCGGAGCCGCUGUCCGCCGUCCCUGAAGAGGAUCGCAUCGCGCCCCCGCCGGCGUACCCUGGACAUUCGAUUGAGCCGUAUCGCGCCUCCCGCAACGUCGAUGUUGAGGCCCAGACGAGCAGCGCGUCGACUCCUCUCAUUUCUCCACCACCACCACACCGCGGUGGGCCUAUCAAGCGAGGAGAGCGCGCAGGGAAACGUUUCAUCAAAGCUUUCCUUUGGGCCGUCGUUAUCUACCUCUCGGUGGCAUGGGCUAUCAAGGGGGUGGUGACGAUAGCAUUCUGGCGAGGCAGUAGGAAGGGUAGUCAUGACUUCCCUUGGCCAAUGCCCUCCGACGGCUUGGUGCACUCAUGUUUCGGCCCCACAUACGUCUCAGGAGAUAUCAGCACUGGAGGCGUCGCGCCCUUCUCGUUGACACUGCCGCUGUCCUCAGACGCGAUUUAUCUCUUUAGCAGAGGGACUCUGGCGCAUGGCUCCGUUGAAAUAUUGACGUCAAGUCACGAGAACUUUCCGGAGGACUCUGUGACGAUCAAGAUAUAUCCCAAAGGCUCGAAGGCAGACCUAGCCAUGACCAACGUCUGCGUAGUUGAACGCGCUCCGUCUCAGCUGGGCGUUGCACUCUUGACACCAGCGAAUUGGCCCAAGGAUGUUGGCGGUUUCCAUAUCGAGGUCGUCUUUUCUUACCGAACAGUAAACACGACGUUCGUGAACGCAUUCGAAACCAACCUCCCUCGAUUUUCGCACCACGUGAACCUUAAAGGCCCAGUAGACUUCCGCUCCAUUAAUCUGCAGUCGGGCCUUGCCAAGAUUGAUAGCACGUUCGUGAAGGCAAAGAACUUGACGGCUGUCACUUCCAAGGACAAGAUUACUGGUGUAUUUCACGCCUCCGACCAGCUUACUCUCAAGACAUCAAACGCUUCGGUCGAUGUCAGCGCCUUUGUCGCGAACGAUCCCUCGAAUACGUCUCGCGUCCUACUCACGUCCAAUAUUCACCUCCUCUCGACCUCUGCAGCUUUAUCCCACGCGCCACCAUUACCAGACCCCUCCCUCAUCAAUGGCUCUUUCAUCGUCGACAUCCACACCACCAACGGAGCUCUCAGCGCCCAUAUUCACGACCAGCCUGUCGACUCCCACCUGCAGCUCGUAGGAACGACACAGAACGCACCUGUGCAGGUGAUAUUGCAUCCCGCCUACGAGGGCACGUACAGCUUGCGUUCGUUGGGCGGCGCUGUCGCCGUGGAUCCGAUAUCAAGCACGGAUCCGUCGAACCGGUACAGGUAUCGCAGGUCGUUCCCUCAGCAGAGCUCGCACUCGUCUGCGACGGGCAAGGUCCUGUGGAUGCCCUACAGUGGUCCGGGUGAGGGCAGCGUGACGCUGUCGACCUCCGUAAGGCCGAUUCAAUUAAGUGCAUGA
Epithele typhae is the source of this 1461-nucleotide messenger RNA. RefSeq lists its product as uncharacterized. The record is from RefSeq and is a predicted model, not a curated record. The transcript is spliced from 6 exons. The coding region runs from base 1 to 1461 and encodes 486 amino acids. Lineage: Eukaryota; Fungi; Basidiomycota; Agaricomycetes; Polyporales; Epitheliaceae.